GAUUCAACAAGUGUUCUUGCGUCGGGGAUGGUGGUGACAGCCGUUGCUCCGGUCCCGUUUCCUUCGUCUCUAUCCUCCGGCCUUCAUGCUUUUGAGGCACAACUGCUGACCAAUAGUAUCUGUGGAUCCUACUGGGCCAGACGACUCCAGGAUUCCGACGAGCCGAUCCACCCCAGCCGCAGACGAAACCGGGUGAGCGACAAGGCCUCGAGGUUCGGGAAAGCCCUCCGGUUUGACCACGGCUCUCGCGGCGCCUUCCCUUUCCUCUGCAAAAGUACCACUGUGUGCCCUUGUCCUCUGCUGCGCAUCGUAGACCGGAACGAGCGAUGACCUGAUGUUGCUCAACUCCUCUUUUCAGAGAUCUAUGAUGGCGAAAUGCUACGACCGAUGCCUCCUCUUUCCCGUCCUGCCCUCUUCUCCGUCCUGCCUUCUCAGUUUCCCAUUAACCGCGCAAGAUGAUGUGAUCGACCACGAGCUAAUGAGAUGGUCCCACAUGCGGGUCCUCAGUCGGGUGUCCAAUGAUAUAGCAGGUGGUAAAUGAGGGUGGGAACACUAAUGGCCGGCGUCCAUACUCUCGAGCAAGCAAGCAUGGGACUCCGUGGUGUGUUCGUAAUUAAGGAGGAAGGGAGGCGUGGAUAUUAGCAGCGCCUGCAAUUUACUGCGUCCCGAGGAAGGAGAACUGGGAGUCGGACUUCUCCUCGUCCUCCAGUUUCUUCCUUCGCCUUGCUUCCGCAUCUCGACCCCGCCUUCGGAUCCCGGCUUCCUCCUCUUUUAUCUGAUCUCUUGUUCGUUGGAGCUCGGGAUCGGCGAGAUCAGGCGAUCGAUCGUCCGCUGUGUUGCGCCGGGGGCGGAUCGAUCGAAGCGUUGGAGUUUGGAUCGUGGGAGUGGAGAAGAGUAGGGAUGACGUCCCGGUCGAGGAUGCCGACGUGGAGGGAGAGGGAGAACAACCGCCGGAGGGAGCGGCGGCGGCGGGCGAUCGCGGCCAAGAUCUACGCGGGCCUGCGGAUGUACGGCAACUACCGGCUUCCGAAGCAUUGCGACAACAAUGAGGUCCUCAAGGCCCUCUGCGACGAGGCCGGAUGGAUCGUCGAGCCCGACGGCACCACCUACCGCAAGGGGUGUAAGCCUCCAGCAGACCAUAUGGAUGUAGUAGGAGGUUCUACUUCACCUAGCCCAUACUCGUCCAACCAGCCAAGCCCAUGUGCAUCUUACAACCCCAGCCCUGCCUCAUCAUCCUAUGCAAGCCCUGCAUCUUCGUCCUACAUUGCAACUACUAACAAUUCUAUCAAUGGUGCUGAUGCAAACUCCCUCAUCCCUUGGUUAAAGAAUCUUUCAUCAGCUUCCUCCAGUGGUCCAUCCAAGAUUCUACACCAACAUCCUUUCUACAUGCAUGGUGGUUCCAUCAGUGCUCCUGUAACCCCUCCCCUGAGUUCCCCAACUGCUAGUACACCACAAAUCAAGUCUGACUGGGAUGAUCCAAAUUCACGACUGCCAUCGGUCAAUACCAGCUACACGUUCCUGCCAAAUUCGACUCCACCAAGUCCUGGCCGGCAAAUCAUUCCGGAUCCUGCUUGGAUUGCAGGGUUGCAGAUUGACACAGGGCCUCCUUCAUCACCCACCUUUAGCCUUGUUUCAUCAAACCCACAAGGUUUUUCAGGUGGGGGGUCUUCAAGAAUGUGGACACCAGGACAGAGUGGGACCAGCUCUCCUGUCAUGCCUGGUAUGCCAUGCUGUGUUGAUAUUCAGAUGUCCGAUGGCAUUUCUGAUGAGUUUGCAUUCGGGAGCAGCAGUAAUGGUGGUCACCUACAAGCAGUAUUGGUGAAACCUUGGGAGGGGGAGAGAAUCCAUGAAGAAUGUGGAUCAGAUGACCUGGAGCUUACACUUGGGAGCUCAAGGACCAGAGCUGAUGCCUGAUUGAUGUGAAGAGAGUAAAUACACUGGAGAAUUUUAGUUUUGCUUUAUUCUUCAUGUGCUGUUGUUUCAAUAGAUAUAUAGAGAGGAUACCGGAGAUCAUCUAAUGCUUUCUGUUAAAUAGCCUCCAUCGUUCCAUCCCACAUUCAGGUAAUUGACAUAGUUUAUUAUGGUGGAAGUACUUGAAAACAAGCUUAUGCCCAUUGGCAAAAUUGCUACUUGACAGAUAUUUGUACUGGAGAGAAAAAGUAUGUGAUAUACUGUAAUCUUCUUUAAGUAUUGUCUUUAAGCUGUCAAAGUAACAUUCUGGUUAAUUCACUUUUACUAUGGUGGUUGUUGUGUCA
Messenger RNA from Musa acuminata AAA Group (dessert banana), 2255 nucleotides. RefSeq names its product protein BZR1 homolog 2-like. Lineage: Eukaryota; Viridiplantae; Streptophyta; Magnoliopsida; Zingiberales; Musaceae. Bases 901 to 1914 code for a protein of 337 amino acids. The transcript has 2 exons. Gene Ontology annotation, molecular function: DNA-binding transcription factor activity. The record is from RefSeq and is a predicted model, not a curated record. Gene Ontology annotation, biological process: brassinosteroid mediated signaling pathway; DNA-templated transcription.